Messenger RNA from Gossypium raimondii (Peruvian cotton), 3383 nucleotides. RefSeq names its product importin subunit beta-1. Gene Ontology annotation, biological process: protein import into nucleus. Gene Ontology annotation, molecular function: nuclear import signal receptor activity; small GTPase binding. Bases 321 to 2939 code for a protein of 872 amino acids. NCBI's taxonomy places the organism in Eukaryota, Viridiplantae, Streptophyta, Magnoliopsida, Malvales, Malvaceae. Gene Ontology annotation, cellular component: nucleus; cytoplasm. The record is from RefSeq and is a predicted model, not a curated record. The transcript has 3 exons.
UCAGUGCUGUGUUUUCAUCCCGCUUCCUUCCCAUCAUUCGAAAUUGAUUAUAUAAAUACUCAAAUCAUCAAAUCUAUCUCUUCAAUCCAUAGCUCCCCCAUUUCUUCGCCGAUUCUCUCUCUCUGUUGCUCUCUUUUCAAUUAUUUCCUCUCAUUCUUUUUUAUCUUUGGGUAACCGCAAGCCAAAAAACACACAGACACGCACACACUACACUAGGAAGAGAGUUUUCGUGAGAGAGAGAAACCCUAAGUUUUCUCUGCCGUUUCUGUUUUUGUGAUUUUGAAAUCCCCUGCUUGGAGACUCAUUUCAGUGUAGUUAAAAUGGCCAUGGAGAUCACUCAGUUUCUGCUGGCUGCCCAAUCGGCAGAUGCAAAAGUUCGGACAGAGGCAGAGGCUAGCCUUAGGCAGUUCCAGGAGCAGAACAUGCCUGUUUUCCUUCUUUCAUUGUCAGUUGAGCUUUCAAAUGAUGACAAACCUGUUGAGUCCCGUAGAUUGGCUGGUAUUGUGCUUAAGAAUUCAUUAGAUGCCAAAGAUGCUAUUAGGAAGGAACAACUUGUUCAACAAUGGAUGGCAAUCGACAUUUCUAUUAAGUCUCAAAUCAAAGACUCUCUUUUGAGGACCCUUGGUUCAUCUGUACCUGAGGCAAGGCACACUGCUGCUCAAGUUAUUGCAAAAAUCGCUUCAAUUGAGAUUCCUCGGAAGCAGUGGCCUGAACUCAUUGGGUCAUUGCUGAACAAUAUGACCCAGAAAGACAAGCCUGCAGCCUUGAAACAAGCUACCUUGGAAGCACUGGGAUAUGUUUGUGAAGAAAUAUCUCAUCAGGACCUCGUGCAAGAUGAAGUCAAUGCUGUUCUCACUGCUGUUGUUCAAGGGAUGAACCUAGCUGAACAUGGUCCCGAAGUUCGGCUUGCAGCAACCAAGGCUCUGUAUAAUGCUUUAGAGUUUGCACAGACCAACUUUGAGAAUGAGAUGGAGCGGAAUUACAUCAUGAAGGUUGUAUGUGACACUGCCAUGUCCAAAGAGGUGGAAAUCAGACAGGCUGCUUUUGAGUGUCUUGUUGCAAUAGCGUCAGCAUAUUAUGAGGUGCUUGAGCCUUACAUGCAAACCCUAUUUCAGCUUACAUCAAAUGCUGUAAAGGGCGAUGAAGAGACUGUUGCUCUCCAAGCAAUUGAGUUCUGGAGCUCUAUCUGUGAUGAAGAGAUUGAACUUCAGGAGUUUGAGAGUCCUGAAAGUGGUGAUUCUGGACCUCCACAUUCGGGUUUCAUCGAGAAGGCUUUACCGUCUCUCGUUCCCUUGUUGUUGGAAACUUUACUGAAGCAGGAAGAGGAUCAAGACCAGGAUGAUACAAUCUGGAAUAUAUCUAUGGCUGGUGGGACGUGUCUGGGUCUUGUUGCCAGAACGGUUGGAGAUGCUAUAGUGCCUCUUGUAAUGCCAUUUGUGGAAUCUAACAUUUUGAAGCCAGAUUGGCGUUGUAGAGAGGCAGCAACUUAUGCAUUUGGAUCUAUUCUUGAAGGUCCAACUGUUGAGAAGCUCUCUCCUUUGGUACAGGCGGGUCUGGACUUUUUGCUCAAUGCUAUGAAGGAUGGGAAUAACCAUGUGAAAGACACAACUGCUUGGACUCUUAGUCGCAUUUUUGAGUUGCUGCACAGUCCAGCUACUGGAUUUUCUAUCAUUUCCCCUGAGAAUCUCAAACGAGUUGUGGGUGUGUUGUUAGAGAGCAUUAAAGAUGCUCCCAAUGUAGCUGAGAAAGUUUGUGGGGCAAUCUAUUACCUUGUCCAAGGCUAUGAGGAUGCAGGACCUAGCGCCUCUCUUUGGUCACCAUAUCUCACUGACAUAAUUAGUUGUCUGAUUUCAACUGCUGAUCGGACAGAUGGGGGUGACUCCAAGCUCAGGUCUUCUGCUUAUGAAACCUUGAAUGAAGUUGUGAGAUGUUCUAACAUUGCUGAAACAUCUUCUAUUAUAGCACAGCUACUACCAGUCAUCAUGAAUAAGUUGGGCCAGACUAUGGAUAUUCAGAUUGUGUCAUCAGAUGACAGGGAAAAGCAAGGGGACUUGCAAGCCUCUCUUUGUGGUGUUUUGCAGGUUAUCAUCCAGAAACUUAGUAGCACAGAUGAAACCAAAACAAUCAUACUUCAGGCAGCUGAUCAGAUCAUGCUUCUGUUCCUCAAGGUGUUUGGUUGCCGUAGCUCUACUGUUCACGAGGAAGCAAUGCUUGCAAUAGGUGCUCUUGCCUAUGCCACUGGAUCUCAGUUUGAGAAGUACAUGCCUGAGUUCUAUAAGUAUCUUGAGAUGGGACUGCAGAAUUUUGAGGAAUACCAGGUUUGUGGAAUCACAGUUGGGGUUGUUGGUGAUAUCUGCCGUGCCUUGGACGACAAGGUCUUACCUUAUUGUGAUGGCAUCAUGGGUCUUCUUUUAAAGGAUCUUGCUAGUUCAGAACUUCACCGGUCUGUAAAGCCUCCCAUAUUCUCUUGCUUUGGGGACAUUGCUCUUGCAAUAGGAGAGCACUUUGAGAAGUAUGUCCCGUAUGCUUUGCCCAUGAUGCAGGGAGCAGCUGAAAUCUGUGCCAAGAUGGAAACAGCUGAUGAGGAGAUGGUGGAUUAUGGCAACCAGCUCAGACGUAGUAUUUUUGAAGCUUAUUCGGGUAUCCUCCAAGGUUUUAAGACCGUGAAGCCUGAUGUGAUGUUGCCCUAUGCCCAACAUCUUUUGAAGUUUAUAGAAUUGGUCUCUAGAGACAAUCAAAGGGAUGAAAGUGUGACAAAAGCUGCGGUUGCUGUUAUGGGUGAUCUUGCAGAUGCUCUUGGAUCCAACAUAAAGCUUUUGCUUAAAGACUGCUUGUUUUAUGAUGAAUUUCUAUGUGAAUGUCUCCGAUCUGAUGAUGAGCAGUUGAAGGAGACUGCAGGUUGGACCCAGGGUAUGAUUCAACGCGUCAUGGUUUUAUGAGCUUGAAAUUUAGGGCUGAAGGUAAAAGUUGAUAUCUUGGUCUGUCCUUUUUGCUUGCUAUAAAGCUGCUGUCCAUCUAGUUCUGGUAAAGGUUUUGCAUAAGGGUCGGGAACCGAAGGGGGUUUACUACAUGUAGCUGUGCAUUUAUUAUUUGCAGAUUCGGGUUUUGAAUUUAUCAGGGUUUUCUUAAUCCUCAUGUGAUUGGGUAGAUAAAGUUUUAAGUGCUGGCAUUGUUUGAGGCCUUUAUGUGAAGGUGGUCCAAAAAAACUUGUGAAACAGUUUUUUUUUUUUAAAUCUAAAUGCAUCCUCUAAAUCGGUGGCUUGUCGAGUUAAUUUCUCUCCCUGAUUGCUUUGGUUUAAUUUCUCAUUGAAUUGAACAUACUGGAUUUUCGUGUGAUUCUGUAAAAAAGGAUGUAUACAUACAUGAAUGAUCAUCCUAAAUAA